GAAGACUGUUUCCUGGGUCCUUGGCUCAAACAGUAACUUUCUGUUCAGUACAUCUUAUAACUUUAUUAUUCCACUGGAUGCAGAGGGCAUUCAUAUUCAGAGUUCAUAAACAAACACACUUGUGAUAGUAUCUACUUUUAUUGUAAUGCUGACAUUACAAUGAAUGUAAUACACAGAAUACACACAUACACAGAAAACCCCAACAAUGAUAUGACCCCCUGUGAGCAAGCACUUUGGUGAGAAGGGAAAACUCCUAUUUAACAGGAAGAAACCUCUGGGAGACUCAGACUCAAGAAGGGGCGGACAUCUGCUGCAAGUGGUUGGGGUGAGAAGAGGAAGACAGGACAAAAGACAUGCUGUGGAAGAGAGCCAAAGAUUAAUAAUAACUAAUUAAUAAUAACUAUUUACACAUUGUGAGUGAGAAAGGCGAAUGAGAAGAACAAUCCAUGUGUUAUUGCUCGUGUAACAUUGGCUCUUUUUACUUGUAUGAGUAACUUAAUCUUUAAUAAUACUGCAGUACAGAACUUCAGUGAAUAAUUGAAGAACAGAUUAUGACAAACACAUUUUUAUGAACAAUCCCUCGGAUGAAUGUGACUUGUCACCAAUUCCAUGCACCAGCGCCACAUGGAAAACAAGGAGAGUGCCCUCGGAUUGGCAGACUAAGGUGGUGAACCAAGGGAUCAUAUACCUCAGCCUCCAUAGGGAAGCUACACCACUGUCCUGGUGUUCACAGGAUCCAAAUCCCACAAAGACGAAAGAAGUUCUUCAUUGUCAUGCAAAGUGUGUUUUAUCCAGAUGAUCGCAUCAAUGCCAGGUAUGACAUUAAGGGCUGUGAGGUGAGUCGCUGGACAGACCCUGCACCAGAGGGAAGCCACAUCAUUGUGGUUCUCAAAGACCUCAACUUCGAGGGCCAGUUCAUCACUCUGGACCAGCAGCGUUCCUGGCUCCUGCGACAGGUGGAAAUUGACACACACUUCCUCCGCCAGCUCAACGUGUUGGACUACAGCCUUCUCCUUGCUCAUCAGCCCCUACACCACGACGAGCGCCACCAGGGCCUCUCCUUUGCUACGUUCAUCGUAAGAGCAAAAAAGUCUGUGAAUCCAGGCUCCAGUCCAAUCCAUAUGAAUGCAGCCACAGUUCCCGGAACAGUCGUGGACGAGGACCCUGCCCUAUCCUUAUCUGAAACAGACAGCGGCUUAAAGACACCACACUCUCAAGCUGCAUCAAGGAGCAGCUCUCCUCGAACAUGUGCAAAGGAUGCUGGGCCAGCGAGCGCUGAGGCUGAGCUGCAAGACUUCCAAGCCCAAAACCGACGUUUGCUGCCAAACUUAAAGAAUCCUCUUCACAUCAUUGAUGGCCCCGAGCAGCGCUACUUUGUCGGCAUCAUUGACAUUUUCACAGUUUACAGUUUUAAGAAGAGGCUGGAGCAUUUGUGGAAGAGGUUAAGGCACCCCGGUCGGUCCUUCUCAACCGUCAGUCCACAGACUUACUGCCUCAGGCUGUGUCAGUGGGUGCAAGACCACACCAAGUAGAGCCUGAACAAGAGGUGGAAACUCAUCUCCACUUCUCACCGAGCAAGUCCAAAUAACCAAAGUUCAAACGCAUGGCGUAAAGCAGGAUUCCUCUUCUCUCCAACCUUCUCAUCAUAAGAACUUCAGACAUUAAAUGUGGGCCUUACCUCUGAACCUUUAGCAGAUACCAAAAUGAUUUUUACACACACAUAAAUUAGAUUUUGUAGAAAAUGGAUGGAUGGCUGAUUACGAAACAAUGCAAUGAAACAGGCUGUACGCAAAUAGGAAUUUCAUUAUUUAUUUGAACAUUUUUUUGAGAAGCAGACAUGGAUUACUUCUUUAUACUUCCUUAACCUGCCAAAUAGUUUUAAGACAAGUAUGCGUUUCAGCCCACUGUGUUCAAAUUUUAGAAUUAUAUUCUGGAUUUGACGCUUCAAGCUGAAUGUUUGGGGUAUCUUAGCUUGCUAUGACCAUGAAACUGAGCGGAACUCUGUACUUGGGCCCACCCUAAAGCAUAAGCUGCUUUAUUCUAAAUUUUGACUCUGAGUGGGACCAUAAUUUACAGACUAAACACCAAGUUGUGUUCAAAAUGGCUUAAAUUGAGUGACUCUGACCACAAACACAUCAAGAAAGUGAUUAGAGAAGUCAUGAAUCCAAAACAACACAGGGUUAUUUUCUGAUUUCUCUUCUAUACAUUCAUACUUCUUUUUACAACCAGAGGGUUUUAAAAGUAAUGCAGGUGUAAGGCCUUUAAUAUACAGAGACUGUGAUGUCCUCUAUCCAGAUGUUAUUGUUUCUAUCCACUUUUUCUUCUGUCACUGCUAAUGCUACCUCAGAAAGACAAAUUUAAAUACAUGGGUGCAUUAAAGGGUUAAAUAAAUACUUGUUUUGUGUUUUGCAAACCAGUGAGUUUGUGAAGCAAAUAUAUUUGCAGCACAGGGAGCCUCAUUCCUUAAGAUCACAGCAUACAUGUUCUAGCGUCAUGGAAUAAAGCUGACUUGCAAUCUUUUUUUCUUUUUAAUAUAUUUUCAUUCUUAUUGACUUCUGUAAUGUACAGGGUGAACCUACAGACCUUCUGUUUUUCCCCAUCUACAGGGUGGGCCAUUUAUAUUAUAUAUAAUAAAAUGGGAAUGGUUGGUGAUAUUAAAGUCCUGUUUGUGGCACAUUAUAGUAUAUGUGAGGGGGCAAACUCCUCAAGAUGGGUGGUGACCAUGGUGGCCAUUUAGAAGUCGGCCGUCUUUGAUACAACGUGUUAACCUCUUCGACAUGUCAAUGGGUGUGAACAAAGAGAAACUUGUAAAUAACUCAUGAAAGAAUAAAGUUACGUUGAAACCAAGCACACCAUUGUUUUUCUUGUGACAUUACCAAUAAGUUUGAUGUGUCACAUGGCCCUCUUCCUAUUGAAAAAACAGAAGUUGUAUCCAAGAUGGCCGACUUCUAAAUGGCCACCAUGGUCACCACCCAUCUUGAGGACU
This is a messenger RNA of Pelmatolapia mariae (spotted tilapia), 2986 nucleotides long. RefSeq names its product phosphatidylinositol-4-phosphate 5-kinase-like 1 (gene pip5kl1). The coding region runs from base 774 to 1532 and encodes 252 amino acids. Lineage: Eukaryota; Metazoa; Chordata; Actinopteri; Cichliformes; Cichlidae. The transcript has 6 exons. Gene Ontology annotation, biological process: phosphatidylinositol phosphate biosynthetic process. Gene Ontology annotation, cellular component: plasma membrane. The record is from RefSeq and is a predicted model, not a curated record. Gene Ontology annotation, molecular function: 1-phosphatidylinositol-4-phosphate 5-kinase activity.